Messenger RNA from Schistocerca gregaria, 3088 nucleotides. Its product is annotated as serine/threonine-protein kinase Nek8. Lineage: Eukaryota; Metazoa; Arthropoda; Insecta; Orthoptera; Acrididae. The transcript has 22 exons. The record is from RefSeq and is a predicted model, not a curated record. The coding region runs from base 113 to 2881 and encodes 922 amino acids. Gene Ontology annotation, molecular function: protein kinase activity; ATP binding. Gene Ontology annotation, biological process: protein phosphorylation.
GCGUGCCGACGCGGCUCUGCGCAUUCUAGUCGCCCGUCCAGCUGAGCACCUCGAACGUCUCCUCCGAACGUCGUGAUUGAUUUCCCUUCGAUCGCAGUCGCAGCUGCUUACGAUGCACUCUGGCCGACUGGACCAGGUGCGCAGCAUGGUGCUGGCGUCCAGCAGAGCACCUCAUCUCGCUGCCAUCUCGGAGUGCGUCAGGACUGACGUCACGGUCGUCUCCUACAAGUAUGACGCCGCCUCAUUGGACCAUAUACUGCAACUAGUCCAAAGAAACCUUGGAAAAACACGAGUGGAGAGAAUCGCAAUGAUGAUGCACUGCUCAGAAACCGACAUCUUCUUGUCCUCUGUUGGUGGAAAGGUGUUGAGCGUAGUCGGCAGUAAAGUUGAUUCUGAUGUCAGGAUCUUCCUGAGACAGCUGAUCACAAUUCACAUGGACAGAACAACAGGUCGUUGUCGACUCGAUUUUCUCAGUGCCGCUCCAGCACUGCAUCCCAACGGUCUCUUCAUGGCCAAACAGCUGGAAAUUCUUCUUGGGGUUCCUGUUGGUUUGUAUCGAGAUUUUGAUGGUGCUGAUGAUGUUAGCCAGAUUUACUUUUUUGUUGAUCAGCUGAAGCUACGACUGCAGUCCGAGGAGAACAAGCUAGAUGGUUAUGAGAAAAUUCGUGUGGUGGGCAAAGGAGCAUUUGGCAGUGCAGUAUUAUAUCGCAAGGUUGCUGAUGAUACACUGGUUGUUAUGAAGGAGGUGAACAUGACAGAAUUAAAUGCAGUAGAAAGACAAGCAGCUCUCAAUGAAGUUCAAGUACUUUCCAUGCUUCAUCAUCCAAAUAUAAUCAGAUAUUUGGGAAGUUUUGAACGUGAAGGCAUUUUGAUGAUUGAAAUGGAAUAUGCAGAUGGUGGAACAUUGGCUCAGAUGCUCUCCCAGCGCACUGUUCAUCUUAAUGAGAGAGAAAUACUUCUACUGUUUCAGCAGAUUGUUAGUGCAAUACAGUAUAUGCAUAACCACAACAUACUUCAUAGAGACUUAAAAACUGCAAAUGUUUUCCUCACAAAGGAUAACAUAAUAAAAGUUGGCGACUUUGGCAUUUCAAAAAUGAUGUCAACUCGUGGACAAGCUCAUACUGUUGUUGGAACACCAUACUACAUCAGCCCAGAAAUGUGUGAAGGCAAACAGUAUGGACAGAAGUCUGACAUUUGGGCUCUUGGCUGCAUCUUAUAUGAAAUGGCAUGCCUACAGAAAACAUUUGAAGGUUCAAAUCUACCAGCACUUGUCAACAAAAUCAUGAAGGGGCAAUUUCAACCUAUCCCAUCAGGUUAUUCUGCAGGCUUUCGACAGCUAGUUCAUGAUCUUUUACAAAGAGAUCCAGUGUUUCGACCAUCAGCUGCUGAGAUAUUAGAGUCCAGACUACCCCCAUUACUGGACAAUGCUCUCAAUACAGCAUCAGCAGUAAACGUCUCAAGCAGCAGCAACAAAAAACAUCAAAGAUCAGUCUUGUAUGACCUGAGAAUAUUUGAAGAUAAUAUUGCCAUUACUCCAAUUCAGUUGCCUCCAAGAAGUCACAUAAAAGAAGUUGCCUGCAGUAACACACAUUUCAUUGUGCUUACCUCAGAGCUUGUUGUUUACACGUGGGGUGAAGGAAAGAAAGGACAACUUGGCCAUGGUGAUACAGAGCUGUGGAAGUCACAGCCAGAACCAGUUGAAGCUCUUAAAGGAAAAUCCGUACACAGAGUUGGAGCAGGAGAUGGCUACAGUGUAUUUGUAAGUGACUCUGGAAUGCUAAUGACCUGUGGAGAUGGCACAUUUGGUUGUUUGGGUCAUGGUGACUGGAAUAAUUGCUUGCGACCAAAGCUUGUUGAGAAUCUGCUAAGUGUUGAUGUCAUCAUGCUAGCUUCUGCUGCUCAGCAUGUUGUGAUCCUCAGUGCAGAUGGUGAUUUAUUCUCAUGGGGAAGAGGUGAUGGUGGAAGACUAGGCAUUGGAACUGAGGAUGAUCGAUGUGAACCACAACAAGUGCCUCUGCCAAGGGAAACAGUAGUCAGGUCUGUGCACACUGGUGUUGAUUGUACAGCAAUUAUUACCACAGAUGGUUUUCUGCUUAGUUGUGGACGUAAUACUCAUGACAAGCUGGGAUUUUCUGUCAAGGAAAAUGAUGGCAAAAUAUUAUUGCUGAAAAGAGUGAAAAGCAUUCCAGCCAAGGUUCAUGAUAUUUCACUGGGUCCCAAUCAUACAGCUGUUCUCAUGGAUAAUGGUGCAGUAAUAACAAUGGGGCGCAAUGCAGAGGGGCAGCUAGGAAGAGGACAUUGCAGAGUAACGGGGCCAGCUGCUGUCAAGGUGUUGGCAGACAGGGUCAUUACCUUUGUCAAAUGUGGUCCAACGUAUACUGUGGUAGGCACAAGUGAGAAUGCUGUGUACUUCUGGGGAACAAGAUUUUUUGCACCUGCUGGCAUGGAUGGAAAUAAGACAGCAGAUGCCUCUGCAGCAUGGCACACAUCACAGAGAGGAUCUCAUUAUUUCACAGCAUUGAAUGCCUCCACUGUUACUAACAGUCAACAGUCAGAAUUGAUACUUGAACCCCAAGAAAUACUUGCACUCUAUGCAUCUCCAAAUCACAUAGAGAAAGGACACUUGCUUACUCUCUGUGGCCUCUUCCCACUAAGGGUCAGUGUGAUGGUUUUGGUGGAGACUACAGCACCACUUGGUCAUGUUCUGGCACAAGAUGCAGAUAGUGAUAACUCUGCUGAUGAAUCUACAUAUCAAAACAACCUACAACAUCGUAAUUCAUUGUCUUCUGCUGAAUAUGACAGCUUUGGACCGAUUCCAGAUUGGAUAAAAGUUGAACUGGCUCAGUCAGAAAAUGCAUGGAAGGGGUAUCCUGAAAACUGAAGUGAAUGUAAGAAAAAUUGUUUUGAUAUUAACACAAUUUAACUGUUCUUAUUCUGUAAAUUCUGUAAACUAUUCACUUGUAUUUUGAACCUAUUUAAGUAUUACAUGAAGUAAUUAAUGACACUGUACAUCAGAUUGCCUACCACAAUUGAUGUAUCAAUAACAAAUCUGUUGUAUGAUCACUUGUGAAAUAAAUGGUCAAACUUA